CUGGCGCUCAUCCCCCCCUUGAGACAGAGUCUUCCCUCCGCACCCUCUCCCCCUAUCCUCCCUUUGCCCGUGCCGCGCUCUUUUCGCCUCGUCCCCACCUCGCCACUCGCCCCACGCCCAGCUCCCCACUCCCCCUUUGUUUUUGGAUCCGCCGCCCAGCAGCCAUGUCGAACGCCAACAACACCCCCCUCCCCGCCCCGGCUAGCUACGGUGGCUUCACCUUCGAGAACACUCACCGCAAUGCCCUCCUCACCCGGAUGGGCUAUGAUGCCCCGAACGCCACCAAGACCGGUACCACCAUUGCGGGCAUUGUCUUCAAGGGCGGUGUCAUGCUCGGUGCCGACACUCGCUCCACCUCCGGCUCGAUCGUGGCCGACAAGAACUGCGAGAAGAUCCACCGCAUCUCGUCGAACAUCUUCUGCUGUGGUGCCGGCACGGCCGCCGACACGGAGAAUGUCACCGGCAUGGUCGAGGCCAAGCUUCGACUCCAUGAGCUCAAGACUGGCCGCAAGGCUCGCGUGGUCAACGCUCUGACCCUCCUCAAGCAGCACCUCUUCCGCUACCAAGGCCACGUCUCGGCUGCCCUGGUCCUCGGUGGCGUGGAUCACACGGGUCCCCGGCUGCACACGGUGGCCCCCCACGGCUCGACCGACACCCUUCCCUACGUGACCAUGGGGUCCGGCUCGCUGGCUGCCAUGUCCAUCUUUGAGUCGCGCUGGAAGCCGGACAUGAGCUUCGAUGAGGCGGCCCAGCUGGUGGGCGAUUCCAUUCGCGCCGGUAUCUUCCACGAUCUGGGGUCCGGCUCGAAUGUCGACUUGACUGCCAUCUACCUCCAGGAGGAUGGCACCGUGGCCGUGAAGAUCAUGCGCAACAUCGACUGCCCCAACCCCAAGCCCGCCCCGGUGCUCAACUACAAGUACCCCACCGGCACUACUGCUGUCCUUACCAAGGAGGUCAAGCCCUUCAGCCAGCUGGCCGAGGUGACCGCCAUCUCGAGGACCAUCUUCGAGAACAACGAGGACGAUGAUGCGGCCCCUCCUGCCGCCAGCGCACCUGUCCCGAUGGACAUCAACUAAUUAUUCGACCUUGUUCCUCCGCCCGCGGGCGCUGCCGCUGUUGUGAUCGCGCUCCUCUCCCAUCAUCACAUAUCAUGUCCGCCACCACAACAGCGCGAGGGCACCUCUCCUCUCCUGCCGCCUCGGGUGCCUGGAGUGUCGACCGCGAGAUGUCCACAAACAGGCGGCCAUAUCUCCCUUUUCUAUCUAUCUCUCUCUGUGGGUGGGGCAAUCGGAAAAGACCCUCCCAUUUAUCUGCCCUUCUCUCCCCCUCUCCCCUCUCCUCCUUCUCCUUGCGCGGACGAACGUAUGCGCCAACGUGCGCCCUUCCCAAUAAAAACGUGUAGCAUAUUCAUCUAUA
This is a messenger RNA of Fonticula alba, 1416 nucleotides long. Its product is annotated as 20S proteasome subunit beta 2. Gene Ontology annotation, cellular component: proteasome core complex. The transcript has 5 exons. Lineage: Eukaryota; Rotosphaerida; Fonticulaceae. Gene Ontology annotation, molecular function: threonine-type endopeptidase activity. The coding region runs from base 165 to 1076 and encodes 303 amino acids. The record is from RefSeq and is a predicted model, not a curated record.